AUGUCUGAUUAUUCUUUCAUUUAUGAUGUUUUUUUCAUUUCUGAAGAAUUAUUACUACCAUUAACGAAUGAAGCUGCGGUUGAAUUGUUGAAAAAUAUUGAUGAAGGGAAUCAAAAUGUCAAUUUAUUUUAUUAUGUUCAACCAUUUACCCCGAAAAUUUGUAAUGUCACGUUUGCGUUCCAGUGUGUACAAAAACUGCGUGAAUUUCAUAAGAUAGAAUCACAAUUCCUUUCUUUUAAUCAAACUUUUACCUUUAAAAAUGAUCAAGCAUUUGACUCUCGAAAUG
Funneliformis caledonium is the source of this 286-nucleotide messenger RNA. The record is from the annotation of a GenBank genome assembly. NCBI's taxonomy places the organism in Eukaryota, Fungi, Glomeromycota, Glomeromycetes, Glomerales, Glomeraceae.